AACCCGUGGAAAAGCGUAUGUACGUUGGUGCCGCGGCGUUGUGUUCCGCCACCAGUGUUUUUUGAGCCGCCACUGGCGAUGGCGGGCCGCAGUGUUCAAACCUUGAGUGGACGAUAACCCCUUACAUCUCCUCAUGAUCGUCGCACCAUGAACAGGAUGAAGCCUCCCCAUUUCGAUGGGAUUGAAACGACGCGAGGCUGGUUUUAGCGAGCCGGAUUUUUGGUGAUUUUGCAAGAGGGAGUUGGUAUGUUGUGCGAGGGAGCCCGGCAAGAUUGCAUUGGCUUGAGGCUCUCAGGGUUUAUGGCGAUGGCGACCUUUGCUGGCGUGUCUAUGUCGGUAGGAGCAUCCGGGAGGUCGAUUGUUCGAGAGGAUUGGGGCGACAGGGUGGUGCUCUCUGUUUUUAAUCAGAGAUUGCGUGGGGGAGGUAAACAUGCGAUUUCAUCGUCUUCUAUGAAUGGGUGUGGCCUUAGUGCAUCUCGCCGGACUGCGAUGGAUGCUUGUAGCCGGAGUUCCGGAAACAAGAGUGCAUCAGCGCAUUUGUAUGCGAGGGAUCGGGUUAUUGAUUUUGGGAAGAAUAAGGGGAGCAUGCUGGGCACCCUUUCCUCUCGUUACCUUCGAUGGAUGACGAAAAAUCUGAGGGGCACGAUAUACUCUGAAUGGGCUGAUUAUGCUCAGGAAGUUUUGGACGACCCCCUUUACUUGGACAGAAUAGAGUGGGAGAAAGUGGAGAAACUUCUAGUACAUUCACAUGACCUAGCUAAGCUUUCCAACAACAAAGAUGCUCUCGCCCCAGCGCGCAUAUAUGGAUGGGACUUAGACAACGAGGCAGCUUGGAGUAAAGUUGAUUUUGCAUUGCUUGGAACCACCAAGGGGGGUAAGAUUCCUAGGGUGCCGAUUGAGAAGAAGCCUAAGCCGAAGGUUGUGACUAAAAGCCCAGGGCUGCCCAGAAAGAAGUCUGCCACGUCAAGGUUAUCGAAGGUGAAUAAUAAAUGGGCAUCUACUCCUGUCGUGGAGGGGACCCCAGUCGGAGGCAGCGGAGGGAGCUUGCGGGAUGAGCUUGAUCGACGACGGCAAGCCAGAAGAGAAAGGUUGUCCGCACAACGAGAAGCUCUCCUCUCAAACAGUAGUGACAUGAAGGAGCAGGAUACCAAGUUUCCCGGUCGAGGAGGAAUACUCAGUAAAUUGCAGGAGAAGAAACCGCAGCAAUAACUGAAUUUGCUUAAGAUGGGGUACUAUUAUAGAAUCGCUCACUGAGCUCAAUUUUUUGCUGUCUUCAACGUCAGGCAUCUGAUCUUAUUUCCAAUGACAGAUCUCCAUGAUCCCAUUUAACCGUGGGCUUUUGUAAUCAACAGGAAGGCUCAAUCUCAAGGUCCCUUAAUACCUCUCCAACCUUUUUUUUCCUAUCUCA
Physcomitrium patens is the source of this 1408-nucleotide messenger RNA. RefSeq lists its product as uncharacterized. The record is from RefSeq and is a predicted model, not a curated record. Lineage: Eukaryota; Viridiplantae; Streptophyta; Bryopsida; Funariales; Funariaceae. Gene Ontology annotation, cellular component: plastid.